This is a messenger RNA of Syzygium oleosum, 1825 nucleotides long. RefSeq lists its product as uncharacterized. Gene Ontology annotation, cellular component: membrane. The transcript is spliced from 14 exons. The coding region runs from base 213 to 1640 and encodes 475 amino acids. Lineage: Eukaryota; Viridiplantae; Streptophyta; Magnoliopsida; Myrtales; Myrtaceae. The record is from RefSeq and is a predicted model, not a curated record.
ACAUUAUUGCCCAAGUGAAUGUUGUCAGUAGUGAGGACAAGUAACGUGACAGGAGAAGAUUACAAAAGCUAGCCGUGGAAGCUAGCAGUUUGGAUUGUAGGUCCAACGGCUAUGACCCCCUUAAAAGCAGCAUGACUAUCAUAUACCGAAUUCUUUUGUUCUGUAUUUUGUGCCUGAGUUAAUUUUUUUUUGCUGGGUAUCAUGUUAAAGUUAUGCACCAGAACAGAAAGCUAAAUGAUAAUAUCUAUUGCAAUGCGAACCUGCUGUCCAUCAGAGCUGGUGGUAGUAUUUACUUGAGAGAAGUGGAUGGAAUGUUGCAUUUACAUGCACUUGCAGCUCUUUGUUCUGUUCUGCACUUAAUUUACAGAAUGAGUGAGCCCGUGGGAGCGGCUCAAGCAUCAAUAGUAGAUGUUGCAGCCAUUGAUUUAGAGAUCGAUCAUCGAAGGAAGGAACCUCCGAGAUCGUCAGAACCCAAAAGCGCGGCGUUCUCUGAUGAAAGAAAAAAGUCCUUAGGAGCACGGUAUUACUAUGGCAUUAUCUUUCUGAUAACGAAUCUUGUCGCGUGGUUCGUUCGUGACUAUGGUCAGAAGGUUCUUCCAGAGCUUCACUAUUUAAAAUCUUGUGGAAGUGGGGGAAUUGCCUGCUUCCAGACAAUGGGAGUUCUCCGCGUGAGUCUAGGAUGCUUUAUGUUUUUCUUUUUGAUGUUUCUCACUACACUCAGUACGAGAAAGCUCCACGAUGUCUGCAACAUCUGGCAUUCGGGAUGGUGGGUUGUGAAGUUCAUCAUUUUGAUGGGGUCAAUGACAGCUCCCAUAUUGUUCCCUUCAAAUCUGAUUCACUUGUAUGGUGAAUUUGCUCGAGUAGGUGCAGGAAUCUUUCUUGUGCUUCAGCUCAUUAGCGUGAUCCAGUUCAUUGCUUGGUGGAAUAAUCACUGGAUGCCCGACGGAGAAAGUAAGCGAAGCUGCUCUAUUGGAUUGGUGAUGUCCACAAUCUUUUAUGUCGCGUCGGUAGGAGGGAUUAUCAUGGUUUGCAAAUUCUAUGCUUCGGGACAGUCCCUCAACAUAUUCUUCAUCACUUGGACCGGCAUAUUGCUUGUAGUGAUGUUGGUCAUAUCCUUGCACUCCAAGGUCAACAGUGGCCUUUUAUCUUCAGGAAUAAUGGGAUCGUACAUUGUGUUCCUCUGUUGGUCUGCCAUUAGAAGUGAGCCUGCCAUACAGAACAGCAAUAUGCAGAAGCAAGGGACUCAUCAUGAUUGGUUUACUAUACUGAGCUUCCUCAUUGCAAUAUGUGCGAUUGUCAUGGCGACUUUUUCUACUGGCAUUGAUUCAGAAUCCUUUCAGUUUCGAAAGGACGAAGUUCAAUUGGAGGAUGACGUGCCAUACAACUACGGGUUUUUCCACCUGGUGUUCUCUCUCGGAGCAAUGUACUUCGCGAUGUUGUUCAUCUGUUGGAACCUCGAAAAUACCACCAGGAAGUGGAUCAUCGAUGUGGGUUGGGCAAGCACGUGGGUGAAAAUCGUCAAUGAAUGGCUCGCAGCCACGAUCUACUUGUGGAUACUGAUCUCGCCGGUUGUAAGGCAAGCCAAAGUGAUGGACCAUGAGGAACCACGAGAACACACGCAGAACUUGGCCGCAUCGUGAAACAACUUCAGAGAGAUGAGAUGUAGAUUGAUGUUGUAGCUGCAUUAUUCUUUCUCUGUAUGCUGUAUGAGCAUUAAUUGUACUAAAGAACAGACAAAUAAGACAUCGAGAGUUUCGCUAGGUAAAAUUAGGAAUUAAAAGCCAGUGAACCAUGGAUUUGUUAAACGACCGAGCUAUUUUCUUCA